UAAACUGAAAACUUGCCGCAUAAAAUUAUCUACAGGUAUUUUUGAAUUCCUAAAAACGUGUUGUAGAACCAUCAAAAGACCAUGUAUCAUGAUCCAUAUUUAACUAUAAGCUGCUUUUUGUCAAAAGAUGAGUCGCGCAGUGGAGUGUAAGAGGUCACACAGCUGUCACAUGGUAUUUUAGAUCACUGGAAGAGAACUUUGAACAUUGUAUCAGUGAGGAAAAUAAGGCCCUCAAGAGUGGAACGAUUUGUCCAUGAUCUCUUAGCUAGCUUUUGAACUGUGUGGAAGUUGAAAUGGCAGUAUGUAUUCAUGAUUACAUUAGCAUUUAAAAAAUUUUUUUAAAUAAGUAUUACAUCAGUUUUGGUUUUUUAAUUGCCUCGUAAGAAGCAGCUCUAAUUUUAAGGGUGCUGUAUUUAUUGACUUAAUUGUAACUGCAUGGUCCAUACUACUUUUGGCUACAUGUUAACACAAAAUUAUUAAAGUUUAACAAUUACUAAUAUAAUUACUAACAAUUAAUAUAUUUUAAAAACCUACGAUUAUAGGCUUUUGGUGGAUUUUCCAUUAUUGGAUGACAUAUAACUUUUGGAGGGAGGAGCAUAGGUCUUAGUGUAGAAUAUAAUUUGCUUUUGAAAAUGAGUGAAAUUAAUGCAGAUUUGUAAUAUUAAGAUCUUUACUAGAAUAAUCAAAGCAUACAGUUGUUUACUUUGUAUAUCUCAGUGGAUCCACCUAUGGGUAACAUUAGAUAAUUGCUUAACAGUUCUUGGAUAAUUAAGUGAAAUAAAAACAAAACACUUUAAAAGAAACUGCACUAAAAUUGGAAUAAAAUAUCUUAAGUGUUCAGUAAACAAUGCAGAAAAGGACACUAUAUUUCUUAUAUUGUCCCUAUCCCAAAAGGCAUUUUUAAUUUGUGCAACAGAAUAACACCAGUUAUCAUUCACUUUUGCAGUUCUAUAACUUGUUUUGGAAACGUAAAAUCUAAAUUUACUCAUAUGGUCGGUAUAUUUUAAUUAAUAAAGACUAUUUUUAUCUGUGUCUAGGAGAAUGUGAUUGCUUUAAGAUCACAAUGUAGGUUAUAUCUUUAAGGAUCUUCAAAGUUAAUUUUACUUUUAAAGUAUUUUUUUCUAAUGUUUAUUAUGUAUGCCUUUCUCUCUGAAGGGAAAAAAAAUAACUGCAUGCUUCUAUUUUAAUACUUGUCAUGAGAAAACUGCUUGAUUCAUACUCACCUCGUAUUAAAUUAAUAUGUUUUAAUAGCAAGAUCUCAAGCCUAUUACUUUUUGUAAACUAGUUAAGGAUAUUCUGUUGCCUGUACAUAUUUUAUUUUUUAAAGAUCAUAUAAAUUCUUAGCUCAGGUCUAAAAUUUGAGUUUGAAUUGUAAACUCUUUAAAUGCCUAUAAUUUAAAUAGAUAUAUUUUCUCCAGCCUCUUCUGAAACAAUCUCCUUGGAGCAACCAUCAGAACAGUGGCUGGGGCACUGGAAGUAUGUCGUGGGGAGCAAUGCAUGGCAGAGAUCACCGUAGAACUGGAAACAUGGGAAUUCCAGGAACUAUGAAUCAAAUAUCUCCAUUGAAGAAACCGUUUUCUGGUAAUGUCAUAGCACCACCGAAAUUUACUCGCUCAACUCCAUCACUGACUCCAAAAUCUUGGAUUGAAGAUAAUGUGUUCAGAACAGACAACAAUAGUAACACACUCUUACCCUUACAGGUGAGAUCUAGUUUGCAGUUGCCAGCUUGGGGCUCAGAUUCACUCCAAGAUAGUUGGUGCACUGCAGCCGGAACAUCCAGAAUAGACCAGGAUCGAAGUAGAAUGUAUGACAGUUUGAAUAUGCACUCUUUGGAAAAUUCCCUUAUUGAUAUUAUGAGAGCAGAGCAUGAUCCUCUUAAGGGUCGAUUGAGCUAUCCACAUCCAGGAACUGACAAUCUGUUGAUGUUAAAUGCAAGGAGUUAUGGGCGAAGACGAGGUCGUUCUUCCCUCUUUCCAAUAGAUGAUGGCUUGCUGGAUGAUGGUCAUAAUGAUCAAGUUGGUGUUUUAAACUCACCCACAUGUUACUCAGCUCAUCAAAACGGAGAGCGAAUUGAACGCUUCUCUCGAAAAGUUUUUGUUGGUGGUCUUCCUCCAGAUAUUGAUGAAGAUGAAAUAACUGCUAGCUUCAGAAGAUUUGGGCCUUUGGUAGUAGAUUGGCCUCAUAAAGCAGAAAGCAAGUCCUAUUUUCCACCAAAAGGCUAUGCAUUCCUUCUCUUUCAAGAAGAGAGCUCAGUUCAGGCACUAAUUGAUGCUUGUAUUGAAGAAGAUGGAAAACUCUAUCUGUGUGUUUCCAGCCCUACCAUCAAAGACAAACCAGUUCAGAUCCGUCCUUGGAAUUUAAGUGAUAGUGAUUUCGUGAUGGAUGGUUCUCAGCCUCUGGAUCCUCGAAAAACAAUUUUUGUUGGAGGUGUUCCUAGGCCAUUAAGGGCUGUGGAACUUGCUAUGAUCAUGGACCGGCUGUAUGGUGGGGUUUGUUACGCAGGAAUUGAUACAGAUCCUGAGCUAAAAUACCCAAAAGGUGCUGGUCGAGUUGCUUUCUCCAAUCAACAGAGCUACAUUGCUGCCAUUAGUGCUCGAUUCGUCCAGCUCCAGCAUGGUGAUAUUGAUAAACGUGUGGAGGUGAAGCCAUAUGUGCUAGAUGACCAGAUGUGUGAUGAGUGCCAGGGCGCGCGCUGUGGUGGAAAAUUUGCCCCCUUUUUUUGUGCCAACGUCACUUGCCUGCAGUAUUACUGUGAGUUCUGUUGGGCAAACAUCCACUCGCGUGCAGGACGUGAGUUCCACAAGCCAUUGGUAAAGGAAGGUGCCGAUCGCCCACGUCAGAUCCACUUCCGCUGGAACUAGGAAUAGCGAAGCGGCCUCCGGUGAACACGGAAAGGAAGGGUGCAUGUGGCUUACUGUGUCUGAGGACACUGACGUGCAGAAGAGAUGAGUGCUUUCUUCUGCUUUCACCCCGGCUAUCAACACAUGCAUCUCUAUCAGCAGCCAAAACACUACAAGCCUCUUGUUUUUCACCAAAACCCUACAUCUCAGGCUUACUAAUUUUUGUGAUAUUUUCAUGUUAAAAUAAAAUGUUUUUUUGUAUUUUCUCCAA
This is a messenger RNA of Pteropus alecto (black flying fox), 3111 nucleotides long. RefSeq names its product cytoplasmic polyadenylation element binding protein 2 (gene CPEB2). Gene Ontology annotation, biological process: negative regulation of cytoplasmic translation. Bases 1479 to 2861 code for a protein of 460 amino acids. Gene Ontology annotation, molecular function: translation factor activity, RNA binding; mRNA 3'-UTR binding; ribosome binding. The record is from RefSeq and is a predicted model, not a curated record. The transcript is spliced from 11 exons. Gene Ontology annotation, cellular component: neuron projection; nucleus; cytoplasm. NCBI's taxonomy places the organism in Eukaryota, Metazoa, Chordata, Mammalia, Chiroptera, Pteropodidae.